Hyposmocoma kahamanoa is the source of this 3875-nucleotide messenger RNA. Its product is annotated as adenylate cyclase type 2-like. NCBI's taxonomy places the organism in Eukaryota, Metazoa, Arthropoda, Insecta, Lepidoptera, Cosmopterigidae. The coding region runs from base 183 to 3752 and encodes 1189 amino acids. Gene Ontology annotation, molecular function: adenylate cyclase activity. The transcript has 20 exons. Gene Ontology annotation, biological process: adenylate cyclase-activating G protein-coupled receptor signaling pathway; intracellular signal transduction; cAMP biosynthetic process. The record is from RefSeq and is a predicted model, not a curated record.
UUGUCAAGAAUGUUUAUUUAUGUAAUACUUGUGUAAUGAAAAUCUAGGAUCUGGCAGAAUGGCUCAGACACCUUAACCUGAACAACACGUCUUAAGAGGACGAAAAUUUAGUUACUAACUAGUGCAAUUUUAUGGUCAUUACAAUAAUUAUUCCGGAGUGUUGUCCAGAUUGAAAUCGCAUCAUGGGGGAACUAUACCGGACUGCGGGCACAGUAGUUCACCAAGCUGGAGCAGUAGAAUUUUGGGCUAGAUACUCUAUGAACGCCAGACGAAGAACCAGUGUUCAAUCGUCGCUGCAUAAGAUCUUUGCUGAGGAAACCGAGCGCACAGUUGGCAACCAGUGGAAUUGUAAAUAUUUAAGGAGACAAUUUUACCAAAAGGAUUUAGAAGAAUUAUACAGAAGGUACGAUGACCAGUUAAGAGAGAAAUUCAUUCACAUCUUCAUAUCUUUGCUGAUUGUCUUCUCAACAAUUCACAUUAUUCUAGUUAUAGCUAGCACAAUUUCUGCGGAAGUCCAAUGGCAUUCGAUGUAUUUAUCAAUGGGCAUGUACGUUUUACGAAUAGCAAUGGUAUUAUUAUUUCUUGGUAAAUGUAUCUAUGGUCCCUUGAAACAUAAAUAUUCAUUGAUGCCGAUUUUUGUUACUUUCAUUGUAACAAUCGGACUAGUUGUAACUGACAUAGUAAUCACCAUAUAUAGUGCAACAGAAGGCAUAUCUGUAAGACCUGCGUACUCGGUAAUGACACAUCUUUCAAUAUACAUCUUUCUGCCUAUGAGGAGCAAUUUUCUAGCCAUAAUUCUUGGGAUCGCUGCAAGCACAGUAUAUAUUAUAAUAUUUGCCCUUUUCACGUAUAUUGAUUACCCGAUAAUAGGUGCUAUGAUUGCUUCAGACAUUGCCUACCUUUUGGGCGUGAAUGUUAUGGGCACAUACUUCAGGCUUAUGACCGAAAUAGUCACACGAAGAUCCUACCUGGAUAGACGAGCUUGCGUCGAGAGCACACUGCAAUUGAAUUUUGUUAAAGAACAAGAGGAACGCCUUAUGUUAAGCAUAUUGCCGGAACACAUUGUAUCACGGGUGAGGAAAGACAUCAGAGAUAUUCUGUUACAAAGUCGCACAGAAUCUCACACUCUUAGCCACAACAUGCGACAUUUCAAUCGAGUAUACGUGGAAGAGCACGGCAACGUUAGCAUCUUAUACGCUGACGUCGUUAACUACACGAUGAUAUCAACAACUCUGUCUCCUUUGCAAAUGAUCGAGCUGCUCAACGAACUUUUUAGCAGAUUUGAUGACGCCUCAGAGGAACACGAUGUCUAUCGUAUAAAAUUCUUAGGCGACUGUUACUAUUGCGUUAGCGGGAUUUCAAAAGACGACUCUAUGCAUGCAAAGAACUGUGUUGAUCUUGGAUUGGAAAUGAUCAGCAUCAUUAAAAAUGUCAGAGAAAAACGCUCACUAAACAUUGAUAUGAGGAUUGGUGUACACACUGGAAGAAUUUUAAGCGGUCUUAUUGGUAUAAGAAAGUGGCAGUACGAUAUUUGGUCGAAAGACGCUACCAUAGCCAACAAAAUGGAGUCUACGGGUGAAGUGGGAAAAGUCCACGUAACAAAACAAACUCUCGAUCUGUUGUUAGACUACGCCCGCGAGUACAUUAUUGAGCCGAAUUACCAGGCUCAGGAGAAUCCAUUCAUAGUAAAGAACAAAUUGGAAACUUAUUUAAUCUCAAGGCCAACAAGGGCUCCAUACGAAUAUAAAGCUUACCGGAGAUUGUCUGUGGGUAUGAAUAAAAUUAUCAGGAAAAGACGAUCGGAAAAUAGAAACUCAACAAACUUCCGUAGGACUACUACGUUCAUGGAUGAGAACCUCGUGGAGUACCAACAAAUGUUGAGGGCUGCUGACGCGCAGAUGGCUAAUGAGAUCGAGGAUAUGAGCAAAGGAAAAGAUCUAUUCAGAACGGAGGCAAGACUAAACAGAUUCACACUAAUGUACAAAGAUUGGAAAAUGGAAAAGAAUUUCCUUUUGUUACCAGAUCCAUUGUUCCAAUAUUAUAUUACAUGUUGUCUUCUAAUAUUCAUGUUGAUAUUAGUUAUCAAUGGAUUUACUACUAAUUGGCUUAAAGGUUUCAACAAGUACACUUGGUUGACAUAUGGACUUCUCGUAGUUGCAUUAAUAAUCAUGCAGCCUUUGACUUGGUUCGAAUUUAUAUGGACAACGUAUCGAGGAAUUAUAAAGCCAACGAAUAAAUACCUAUGUUUCAUGUACAGCAUAUCACGUACAAUAACAAAGUCUGCGAAAAUAAGGACAAUAAUAUACUUACUCAUCAGUGUUGGGCUCGCUGCAACUUCAAUUGUUAACGUCAUAUCGUGCACAGAGGUUGAAAAGCUGCUUUCUACGGAAGUAGUUUUAUCGAACUGCGUUUCUUCAUGGCACGUAACACAAUGUUGGGUGUUGGUUCUACUUCUGAAUUUUCUCUUCAGUCGAGUGUUUUUCAUAUUCAAAUGGAUUGUUGCUGGAGGAAUGACCUGCUUCUAUCUUUACGUUAUAUGGGAUCUUAAAAGUGCCCUUUUCAAAGAAGAUGCAACUUGGAACAUAGGCCUUGACCCUAGAAUUUCACACACACUUACCGUGGUCUUCAUAACAAUGACCCUGUACUGGAUUGACAGAACUACGGAAUAUAGGAAUAGAUUGGACUAUUUAUGGCAAGUUCAGUUGAUUGAUGAACAAAAAGAGGCUGAGACCAUGUUGGAAGUGCAUAAUAUGCUUUUGGACAAUAUUUUACCUGCACAUGUUGUUCAAGUGUACCUGGACUUAAAUAGAUCUAUAGAUGAGCUUUACUACGAGAAGUACGAUAAUGUGGCUGUGAUGUUUGCAUCUCUAACGGAUUAUAAAUUGGGCGUCGAAGACGAUGGUGACUUAAAUGACAAAUUUUUUUUGCGCAUAUUAGACGAAAUUAUUUCGGAUUUUGAUAGACUCUUACUUAUGGGCUCAUCAACUCACAAAGUAGAAAAAAUAAAAAUGGCAGGCUGGACCUACAUGGCGGCGUGUGGCUUAGAUCCUACCCGGCGGGAAUCAUUCGAUUCUAUAUCAUACAACCAUUCGAUCGGGGACAGUCGACAAACUACACCUUAUAAUAAAGCGAUUCUCAUCACAAUGGUGGAAUUCGCAGCAGCUAUAAUGAUGCAACUACAAACUUUUAACAGAGGCUCUUUUCAGAGUUUUGAAGGAAUGAAUAUAAGAAUUGGUAUUUCAAAUGGAAAAGUCGCGGCAGGUGUAGUGGGCUCUCUGAAACCACUGUACGAUAUUUGGGGCCACGCCGUUAACAUGGCUUCCAGGAUGGACUCCACUGGAGAAGCUGGAAAAAUUCAAGUAACUGAAAAUACAGCAUAUAUUUUGGACGAAUGUGGGAUACUCACUACAUACAGAGGUGAAACCUUCGUUAAAGGAGCUGGUUACAUUAAAACAUACUUCGUGCCGCUUGAUGAGAAAUUUUGCUUAAUAAAGAAAGAACAAAGCAUGGAAUACUAUAGAAUUCAUGACAAGAGCCGUUAUUGUCAUUUAAAGAAUGCAGUGCUUAGCGAUGAUAGCUGGAUGGAGGAUAAUAAAUCACAGAGUUCCACUUAUGAUGUAAGAACCUUAUCCAUGUAUGAUGGUAAUAGUGAUGAAGAUAGUAAUAAUAGCUAUGAAGGUAAUGAUUAUAUCAAUAAUAGAAACAAAAGUCAUGCGUCUUUAGAACACGAAGUUAUUGAAACUCGGUGUUGAAUAUUGUAUAUAGAAAAUCAUUAUGAAAUGUUUUCAACUGUAUGUAUACGACCACGAUGUUAUAAAAGGUUUUACUCGUAAAAAUAGUUUUAAAACACGUUUUUUGUACUCUGAAAUCGACUG